GGGGCUGAGAGGAGGGCCGGUUCCGGCGAGUGUGGAGGAAAAGGUCUGCUAGGGUGUGGGCCCCUUUGGAACGAACGCUCGUGCGUCUUGAGGGGCAGCUACAAGUGCUCGUGCGUGUACACGUGUACUCGGGCAGAUCUGUGUAAACGGCACGUGUGUCCGGGCAGAGGCUGAUCUGAGUGCACGUGGGACAUUUUGCGCUGAGCGUAGUACAGGGGCCUUCGUGAACACACAGCCGCCUGGCUCUUUGUGCAGGAGCCUAUACCCAGUGAACUUCAGAGUGAGACGCGGUCCUAGCCCUUCUGAACGCUUGUUAGGGCGGAGCUCUGUGACGAGUGCUUUGUUGUAUGUCCAGUUCCUAACUGGUGCUCAAGUGUUAGUUAACCCGAGGCGUUUCUCCAGUCUGGGAGAGCUGGCAGAAGUGUGGCCUACAUUAACCGCUCGGAGGGAUCCUUAAAGGCAGUUCUGAGCACAUCAUCUUCUUAGGGAACAAAACCUAAUUAUUCUGGCCAAGAUCCUCGCCUGUUUUUCCUGCUUCAUUUUAAGCCGCGUGUUCCUAAGUUCCUAACAAACUUUCUCCAUUUCCCCAUUCCCUGGGACUUCUCGUUCUCUUCUGUCAUCAAAAGAUCCUUUAUAGUUUCCCACUGCCUCCUAGUUAACGCAUGUUUACCCUUUGUCAGGAUUAAGUCACUUCUUGAAGACUUUUCCUCAAAAAGAGGAAGAAAAGAGAUUUGUUGGGUUGUACACAAAGCGGGCCCUGGAUGCUGUGGUCAUUCUGGGGGGUGGAGGACUUCUCUUCGGCUCCUACCUGACAGCCACUGGGGAUGAGCAUUUCUAUGCUGAAUACUUGAUGCCGGCUCUGCAGGGGCUGCUGGAUGAGGAGUCAGCCCACAGGCUGGCUGUGCGUGUCACCUCCCUGGGGCUCCUUCCUCGAGCCACGUUUCAGGACUCUGAUGUGCUGGAAGUGAGAGUCCUGGGCCAUAAGUUCCGAAACCCGGUGGGAAUUGCUGCAGGAUUUGACAAGCACGGGGAAGCUGUGGAUGGCCUUUUUAAGCUGGGCUUUGGCUUCGUUGAGGUAGGAAGUGUGACUCCCCAGCCUCAGGAAGGAAACCUCAGACCCAGAAUCUUCCGCCUCCCCGAGGACCAAGCUGUCAUUAACAGGUGCGGUUUUAACAGCCAGGGGCUCCUGGCGGUGGAGCGCAGGUUACGGGCCAGGCAGCAGAAGCAGACCAGGCUCACGGCAGAUGGCCUGCCGCUGGGAAUAAACCUGGGGAAGAAUAAAACGUCGGUGGAUGCUGCUGCGGACUAUGCGGAGGGGAUCCGGGUGCUGGGCCCCUUGGCUGAUUACCUGGUGGUGAAUGUGUCCAGUCCCAACACCCCUGGGCUGCGCUCCCUGCAGGGAAAGACUGAGCUGUGCUGCCUGCUGACCAAGGUUCUACAAGAGAGGGACGCCUUGCAGAGGGCACAGAAGCCGGCGGUGCUGGUGAAGAUCGCCCCCGACCUCACGGCUCAGGACAAGGAGGACAUUGCCUGUGUGGUGAGAGAGCUGGGCAUCGAUGGAUUGAUUGUGACAAACACCACAGUGAGUCGCCCUGCCGGCCUUCGUGGUGUCCUGCACUCUGAGGCGGGAGGCCUGAGUGGGAAGCCUCUCCGAGAUUUAUCAACUCAGACCAUCCGUGAGAUGUAUGCAUUGACCCAAGGCAGAAUCCCCAUCAUCGGGGUUGGCGGCGUGAGCAGCGGGCAGGACGCACUGGAGAAGAUCCGGGCAGGGGCCUCCCUGGUGCAGCUGUACACGGCUCUCACCUAUGGGGGGCCACCCGUGGUGGGCAGGGUCAAGCGGGAGCUGGAGGCCCUCUUAAAAGAGCAGGGUUUUAGCAGAGUCACAGAUGCCAUCGGAGCAGAUCAUCGGAGGUGAGGACAUUGGCUUCUGGUAGCUGAUCUGGAAUCUUCCCAGGAACUCUGGCAAGCUGGGCUGGAUCGGGAGAGGAGGACUCUGUCUCAGGCUGCAGCCCUGAACUGGACUUGGCUGGACUGUGGGCCUGAUCAUGGGGGUCGCCAGGAUCCACAGAGGCUUUCUCCAGUCCCUUGGUCAGACCCCAAGCUACGUUCAUGAUUCUUUCUGGAUCCAAAUCCUGGGGUCCUUCAGUAUUGUAAGGACAUUGGAAGAAAUAAAGCCGUUUAAAGCCUGGA
This is a messenger RNA of Heterocephalus glaber (naked mole-rat), 2190 nucleotides long. NCBI's taxonomy places the organism in Eukaryota, Metazoa, Chordata, Mammalia, Rodentia, Bathyergidae. The record is from RefSeq and is a predicted model, not a curated record.